UAUGAGCACUGUGUGUAAAUGCUGUGAAUGUGUGUAACAUGACUUAGUCAAUUUAAUACAUACAAUUCAAACUGUAUGGGAAUAUAGUGAAAAAACAAAAAAAAAUUAUAAUAAUUGACUUGCAUUAGUCAAGCCGGUCAAGUUUUCCAACAAUUUCUAAGUAAUAGUUUCAUUCGAGUGGAGUAACGAAAGUAAAAUGCCCCAAUACACAGUUAAAGUCAAAUGGGGAAAGGAGAUGUUUCCAAAUGUCGAGGUGAAUACCGAUGAGGAGCCAAUGUUGUUCAAAGCUCAAUUAUUUGCACUGACUGGAGUGCAACCUGAGAGGCAAAAAGUUAUGCUAAAGGGAAUGACACUGAAAGAUGACGAUUGGGGAAAUAUAAAAUUGAAAGAUGGGGUAACAGUAUUGAUGAUGGGUUCAAAGGAGGAAGACAUGCCAGUUGAGCCAAUCGAGAAGCCCAUAUUCGUUGAGGAUAUGAAUGAGGCAGAGAUAGCAACUGCAUUGGAGUUGCCCGCGGGUUUAACGAAUCUUGGCAAUACUUGUUAUCUAAAUGCCACCGUUCAGUGUCUCAAAACAGUUGCACCACUUCGUGAAGCAUUGAAAAGUUUCCCCGGGGGACUUGCCACUGUUGGAGGGAGUUCUGGUCCAUCAUUAGUGCCAGCCCAGAGCAUAACAGCAUCCCUCAGGGAUCUUUAUGAGGGAAUGGAUAAGGGGGCAUCACUUCGACCCAUUGUUCUCGUUCAAAUGAUGCAUUUAGCAUUUCCAAGAUUUGCUGAGAAAUCAGAGCACGGGGGUUUUCAACAGCAGGAUGCCAAUGAGUGCUGGACUGAACUUGUGAGAAUGUUGCAGCAGAAAUUACCGGCUGAGGCUAAUCCAAAUGACGGUGAAAAUGCUUCCAAAGCAAGAUCUAUUAUUGAACAAUAUUUUGGAGGGACUUUUGAUACAGAAUUAAAAUGUGUUGAGACUGAGGAUGAGGAACCAACUAAAGGAAAAGAGGAUUUUUUGCAAUUGAGCUGUUUCAUCUCGACCGAUGUCAAGUACAUGCAUUCAGGUUUGAGGAACAAAUUGCAAGAGCAGCUUACGAAAAUGUCAUCGACACUUGGAAGGGACGCUGUUUAUACAAAAACUUCGAAAAUUAGUAGAUUGCCAGCUUACCUCACUAUUCAAUUUGUCCGUUUCUUUUAUAAAGAAAAGGGAGCAAUAAAUGCCAAGAUACUGAAGGAUGUUAAAUUCCCAAUGGAAUUUGAUGCCUACGAUCUUUGCACUUCAGAACUCCAAGCUAAAUUACUGCCAAUGCGUGAGAAAUUCAAGGCCCUUGAGGAUAAAAAAGUGGAAGAGGCACAAAGUUUGAGAGAUAAAAAGGGAAAAGGACAGAAUGAAUCGGAGGAGAAUGUGAAGAAGGAGGAACCUUUCUGGUUUGCUGAUGAUUUGGGCUCGAAUAACAGUGGUUAUUACACACUCCAAGCAGUACUUACACACAGAGGCCGUUCAAGCAGCAGCGGUCAUUAUGUCGCAUGGGUGCGUCAAAAAGGUAACACAUGGAUUAAAUGUGACGACGAGACUGUCAGUGUCGUAACCGACGAGGAAAUAUUAAAACUCAGUGGAGGUGGUGAUUGGCAUUGCGCUUACGUUCUUCUUUAUGGACCGAAAAUUCUUCAAGUGCCAAUUGAGACUGAGGAAGGCAGCAAGACACAAUAACUCAAAAGGAAACCAAUGAUAUACCGUUGAGAAAUUGAAAUUCAUAACGAGCCACUGGAAAAUAAAAAAAAAGAAAAAUCGGCUUUUGCAUACCGAUCAUUCACCUAAUAUUACUAUUGAGCUCGUUGAGAUAAUUUUUUCCUUUCAUGAAGAGGAGAAUAAAUGAUUUCUCUCGGAAUUUCGGUGGCUGUGUGAGCGCGAAAAUGAUGAGUCCAAUCGACUAAUAUAAUUUACAACAUUAUUAUUAUUAUUAUUAUUAUUAUUUUUCAACGACUCGAUUUUAUCAAUGGAUGUGUUCCUUUGUAAUAUUAAAGAAAAAAAAUGACAAGCAAAA
This is a messenger RNA of Diachasma alloeum, 2030 nucleotides long. It is a transcript of the gene Usp14, whose product is annotated as ubiquitin carboxyl-terminal hydrolase 14. Gene Ontology annotation, biological process: regulation of proteasomal protein catabolic process; proteasome-mediated ubiquitin-dependent protein catabolic process; protein deubiquitination. The record is from RefSeq and is a predicted model, not a curated record. Gene Ontology annotation, molecular function: proteasome binding; cysteine-type deubiquitinase activity; protein binding. The transcript has 6 exons. Bases 197 to 1696 code for a protein of 499 amino acids. Lineage: Eukaryota; Metazoa; Arthropoda; Insecta; Hymenoptera; Braconidae.